AUGCCCAAGUUUGGUGUCCCUGGAGUGAAGGCAGAAGGUCCAGAGGUGGACGUGACCCUCCCUGACGUCGAUGUCUCUGUCUCAGGCCCCAAAGUUGACGUUUCCCUUCCUGACGUGGACCUUGAAGGGCCUGAGGGGAAGCUGAAGGGCCCCAAGCUGAAGAUGCCUGAGAUGCAGUUCAAUGUCCCCAAGAUCUCCAUGCCUGACAUCGACCUCAACCUCAAGGGCCCCAAGGUCAAGGGGGACAUCGAUGCUUCUCUUCCCAAAGUCGAGGGAGAGCUGAAAGGGCCCAAGUUGGACCUCAAAUCUCCAGAGCUUGAGCUUGAAGGCCCCAAAGUUGACCUGGAAGGCAAAGGUAAAAAAUCCAGGUUUAAACUCCCCAAAUUUGGCUUUUCUAGCCCCAAAGUUCAAAGUCCUGAGGUGGAUGUGAAGCUGAAGAAACCGGAGGUGGAGGGGUCAGGGCCGAAGGUUGAGCUUCAAGCUCCAGAUGUUGAUCUCCAGGCCAAAUCCAAAGGCUCCAAGUUCAAAAUGCCUUUCCUGGGAAUCUCCUCCCCCAAAAUGUCGAUGCCUGACGUGGAGCUGAACCUCAAGGGGCACAAGAUGAAAGGGGAGUUGGACCUGUCCAGCCCCAGGCUGGAAGGGGAGCUGAAGGGGCCUGAGCUGGACAUCAAGGGCCCCAAGGUGGACAUUGAGGCCCCUGACGUGGACAUCCACGGCCCAGAGGGGAAGGUCAAGUUCCCCAAGUUCAAGAUGCCCAAGUUUGGUGUCCCUGGAGUGAAGGCAGAAGGUCCAGAGGUGGAUGUGACCCUGCCCAAAGGAGAUGUUGAUGUUUCCCUCCCCAAGGUGGACGUUGAGGUGCCAAGUGUGGACAUUGAGGGCCCAGAGGGGAAAAUCGACCUGCCAUCAGCAGAUCUGGACAUCUCCGGGCCCAAAGUGAACAUUGAGGGUCCAGAGUUGGACAUUGAGGGGCCUGAGGGGAAGAUUAAAGGCCCCAAAUUCAAGAUGCCUGAGAUGAACAUCAAAGCCCCCAAGAUCUCCAUGCCUGACAUCGACCUCAACCUGAAGGGCCCCAAGGUCAAGGGGGACGUGGAUGUGAACCUGCCCCAGGUGGACCUGAAAGGCCCCGAAGUGGACGUGGAAACUCCUGAGCUCGACAUGGAAGGGCCCAAAGGGAAGAUCAAAGGGCCCAAAUUUAAGAUGCCUGAGAUGAACAUCAAAGCUCCAAACCUCUCCAUGCCCGACCUGGACUGGAACCUCAAAGGUCCCAAGGGGAAGGGAGGGAUGGACAUGGACCUGUCCGGGCCAAAACUCGAGGGGGACCUGAGUGUGCCUGAUGUCCACCUGAAAGGGCCCAAAGUGGACAUUGAGGGGCCAGAGAUGGACAUUGAAGG
This is a messenger RNA of Acanthisitta chloris (rifleman), 1391 nucleotides long. Its product is annotated as neuroblast differentiation-associated protein AHNAK-like. The record is from RefSeq and is a predicted model, not a curated record. The annotation marks the transcript as partial. The transcript has a single exon. Gene Ontology annotation, cellular component: nucleus; cytoplasm; costamere. Gene Ontology annotation, biological process: regulation of RNA splicing. NCBI's taxonomy places the organism in Eukaryota, Metazoa, Chordata, Aves, Passeriformes, Acanthisittidae.